Topomyia yanbarensis is the source of this 615-nucleotide messenger RNA. Its product is annotated as RNA polymerase-associated protein LEO1-like. The record is from RefSeq and is a predicted model, not a curated record. Bases 100 to 444 code for a protein of 114 amino acids. The transcript is spliced from 2 exons. Lineage: Eukaryota; Metazoa; Arthropoda; Insecta; Diptera; Culicidae.
GCCCGCAUCGGUCGGUAUCAGUUGAGGAGAUUGUAGUUUCAGAAACACAUCUGACAGGGUAAACGUUUUUUUUUUUGUGAAGCGAAAAAAUAAAUUGAAAUGAAAAUUGCCAUUUUCGCGUUCGUCGCCUUCUGCCUGGUGAUAUCACUGGCUGUGGCAGCACCACAUCAUGAAGCUGCUGCGAAAGUGCAGAAGCGAAGCGACCAUGGACCAAAGCCGGAAGAGAGCCCAGCUCAGGAUACUGCGGCCGACGGAAAAGAUGACGCCGGUAACGACGAUGACGGCGACGACGAUGACGAUUCCUCCAGUGAGGAGGGACAUAACUGUCAUCAUCAUCAUCAUGAACAGGAAGGCAAUCAUGAACAGGGCCAAACAGGUGGAGAAGAGCACCCGAAACCGGAUCUGGAAGCUCCAGCCGAGCCCGAACACGAAGAAGAGAAGUGAAAAGUAGGUGUUCCGUAAAUAAAAUCGAUUUCUUUCUCGAGUGGGCUUGAAAUAUGUAGGCAAAAUAUGUAUAAGUAAUAUUAUAAUUGUUGGAAAGGCUGUGCCGGGCUUCGAUUGUGCUUCGGUGUGUGUUGUGCUUAAAUAAAGGUGUAUCAGUAAUUUGUUCGUUAA